AACGCCUGUUAUUUUCUUUACUGCGUAGUAAGAUGGGUCCGAUUCUGGUGGUGGUUUUGGUGUUGAUGUUGGCGGCGGCGAAGGUGGGGGCGACCUCCAUGCCGGGCGGCCUCAGCCCCGUGGCUACAGAUGACCCCGGGGUUCUGAACGCAAUCGGGGUGGUGGAGGAGGACUUCAACCGCAGGUCCAACAACGAGCUUCACACCGCGGUGUCGAAUGUGAUAUCUGCCCAAAAACAGGUGGUGUCGGGGUUAAUGUACCACCUCUCCCUGGCGCUGAGAACCACCGUCUGCAGGAAGGUUGAACCUCGUUCAGAGAACUGCCCCUUUCACCAGGACCCUCAAUAUGCCAAGAGAACGACCUGUAGAUAUAAAGUCUGGUACCGCCCGUGGAUCGGGCACAUGGAGGUGAACAGUGCUGAAUGCCACGAGGUGUUACCAUGACCGGACUGUAGGACCCUGGGGCGCACACAGCUCUGCGAAAGCAAUAAUACUGAUCAGCACUUUACCACAGCCCCGGGCGCCUACGUAACCGAGGGCCAGAUCGCCCCACAGCCUCUGCUCGACCUUUAUCCGUUCUAUGCUCAGCAGUAUUUGCGUUUCAACUCACGGGCUGACCAGUUAUUACCAUAAUUGUAUAAUUAAGCUGCAAAUGUACAUGUUUUUUAAUCUUGCACAAUAAAGCUUUUGCAUUCUGA
Mobula hypostoma (lesser devil ray) is the source of this 697-nucleotide messenger RNA. Its product is annotated as cystatin-like. The record is from RefSeq and is a predicted model, not a curated record. Gene Ontology annotation, cellular component: cytoplasm; vesicle. The coding region runs from base 33 to 443 and encodes 136 amino acids. Lineage: Eukaryota; Metazoa; Chordata; Chondrichthyes; Myliobatiformes; Myliobatidae. Gene Ontology annotation, molecular function: cysteine-type endopeptidase inhibitor activity. The transcript has 3 exons.